AAUCUCUAGAUCUGCUGUAAUUUACUUUCUUUUUUGCUUCUGGAUUGUGGGGUUUCAUUGAUGGUUCAGUUAAGUACAUUGCGUUGUUAUGCUGUUUGGGUGCUGAGAAUAUCUGGUUGUGAAGAUGGUUGCACAAAAUUUCACCGUUGAUUUGGAUAAACCCCUUGUCUUCCAGGUUGGUCACCUUGGAGAGAGUUAUCAGGAGUGGAUUCACCAGCCUAUUGUGAGCACGGAAGGUCCGAGGUUCUUCGAGAGUGAUUUUUGGGAGUCCCUGACUCGUACUGUCUGGUGGGCAAUUCCAACCAUAUGGCUGCCUGUUGUAUGCUGGUUCAUCUCAAUGUCUAUACGUAUGGGGCAUACAUUUCCCCAAAUUGCUUUGAUGGUUUCUUUUGGCAUUUUUAUGUGGACAUUAGUGGAAUACAUUUUGCAUCGAUUCCUUUUCCACAUUGAAACAAAGAGUUAUUGGGGAAACACCAUACACUAUCUUCUUCACGGCUGCCACCACAAGCACCCUAUGGAUGGCCUACGGCUUGUUUUUCCACCUGCUGCAGCUGCUAUAUUAUGCAUUCCGUUUUGGCACCUGAUUAAGCUUUUCACCACUCCAUCCACUACGCCUGGUUUGUUCGGAGGCGGUUUGCUUGGGUAUGUUAUGUAUGAUGUUACCCAUUACUACCUACACCAUGGUCAGCCCACCAAACAAGUUCCUAAAAGCCUCAAGAAAUAUCACUUGAAUCAUCACUUUAGGAUUCAAAAUAAGGGGUUUGGGAUCACGUCGGCGUUUUGGGACCGAAUUUUCGGAACCCUUCCUCAAACUAAGGCAGCAGAGAAAGGUAGAUAAUUUAGCAGGCUAGUUUCAUAGCAAAACAUUGAUUGGUAUUGAACAUUAUUUACUUGUGCUUGUAUUUUAUUUUUGGAGUAUUUUCAAUCCACACAUGGAGGAGUUUGUGUAUAUGAAUUUUCAAUUGUUUACUUCUUAGUUCUCCAACAAUUUGAAAUCCCAAUUAUUUUGUAG
This is a messenger RNA of Hibiscus syriacus, 1012 nucleotides long. RefSeq names its product dihydroceramide fatty acyl 2-hydroxylase FAH2-like. Gene Ontology annotation, biological process: lipid biosynthetic process; fatty acid metabolic process. Bases 125 to 838 code for a protein of 237 amino acids. Gene Ontology annotation, cellular component: endoplasmic reticulum; membrane. Gene Ontology annotation, molecular function: iron ion binding; fatty acid 2-hydroxylase activity. The transcript is spliced from 7 exons. The record is from RefSeq and is a predicted model, not a curated record. NCBI's taxonomy places the organism in Eukaryota, Viridiplantae, Streptophyta, Magnoliopsida, Malvales, Malvaceae.